This is a messenger RNA of Calidris pugnax (ruff), 4053 nucleotides long. RefSeq names its product Cas scaffolding protein family member 4 (gene CASS4). Gene Ontology annotation, molecular function: protein binding. The transcript is spliced from 7 exons. Lineage: Eukaryota; Metazoa; Chordata; Aves; Charadriiformes; Scolopacidae. The coding region runs from base 265 to 2811 and encodes 848 amino acids. Gene Ontology annotation, biological process: cell migration; cell surface receptor protein tyrosine kinase signaling pathway. The record is from RefSeq and is a predicted model, not a curated record. Gene Ontology annotation, cellular component: cytoplasm; plasma membrane.
AAAUUCCACUCGCAGACAGACUUCUUUUCUCACUUUUAGAUGCUAACAGGGCUUUUCUGGUUUGCAUUCUGCUGUUUUUAAUCUUACCUGGUGUCACAGAAAUUGUCUUUCAUGAGAAUUUUUUCUAUAAAUUCCUAAAUGCCUUCAGGAGUAGAGCUGUCAGAUGUGCUUUCUUGAGACGUAGCUCCUACCACCCGGUGACUGCACAAAGCUGAAUUCUCUUUAGCCUGCCGUAAUUAUUGCUCCAAGUGACGCCGCCGCUGGAUGACAGCCAUGGAUAAAAACACAAGAACCAACAGAACUGCAAAGAACACCUUGGCGAAGGCGCUAUAUGACAACAAGGCGGAGUGCUCCGAUGAGCUGGCCUUCCGCAAAGGUGACAUCCUGACGGUUCUGGACCAAAAUGUCAUUGGCAGUGACGGCUGGUGGAAAUGCUCCCUCCAUGGCAGGCAGGGCCUGGCCCCUGCUAACCGCCUCCAGCUCCUCGCUGCCUCUCAGGCUGUCCUCCUGCCUCCUUCCACCCGGAGAGACUCCGCAGAGUCGCCAGCGGGCCAACAGGGCCAACAAAACAUCUACCAGGUCCCCUCCGUCCCCAAGCCUACCGUGUCAUCAUCUACCUAUGAGAAGAUGGAGGGAUGGGUUAAAUCUCCAGCCAGGGUCUCUACCCUGACUGCCCAAGGAAUCUACCAGGUACCAGCCUUGGCUGCACAGCUGCUCAGUGAAAGGACCAAAAGUUCAACAAGCCAGCACCUCCUUACUCUCCCGAGAGCGUGCCGGGCUUCAGUCCCAAAUAUCAGGAGUGAAGUGUACGAUGUCCCAUCCACACAGCGCCGGGAGUCCUUACUCACCCAGAGUGGUGCCACUCCACCCACCACACGAAAGGGCUCUCUGCUGGUCAGAUCCACUGAGGGUUUCCAGGAAGAGCAGAAGCAUCUUUACAACAUCCCAUCCAGCCCGGAAAAGGCAGGAGCUGUUAUCCAGAAAGACUCACCAGUGGGCAACUUAUAUGAUGUCCCUCCCAAAAGAGAAACUGAUGUUUCAGAAAACGAGUCUCAGAAAAAGUUCUGGGGCCGCUACAACACUUUGCCAAAUCCUCGAAAGUCAGAAUGGAUUUAUGAUAUUCCAGUGUCACCUGAAAAAACAGGAUUAAAACAAAACCCUUCUGGCCAGUCCUUGGAGAACCAGGUGCUGUACGAUACACCACCCACCAGAUACAAGGUGCUAACAACAAAUACUGAAGCCAAAGUUGUAAAUCCACAAUUAUAUGAUAUUCCACCAACACAGCGGAAAUUAACACUUCCAGAUAUCCAUCUUUAUGAUGUUCCAUCCUCACGGGACAUGCUCCUUCUGCCACAAAACGGUAGCUGUGAUGUACCCCCAAGUCUCCUGGCCCCAAAGGCUGAGAAUCAGAUCAAUGAAGAGAAUGUUUAUGAUAUUCCAAAAGGUUUGCCCACCGCUUUGCAGUCCAAGAAAGAGAUGGAAAAAAACAGUGAUAGCUCUGGAGACCAAGCAUACACUGCUCCUCCACAGAUCUCAAGAGAUGCCAAAUCAGAACAAGACAGAUUAUCUGUGUCGAGCGUGGACAGCAGAAGCAGCACGCUCUCUACAUCCUCGAAGUCUUCUGCUGAGUCUUUUUCUACAUCAUCCUCAGAAGAGCCUGCCAAAGAAAUUAAACUGGACCUUGACGUAGCGAUAGAGACGCUGACUAAAUUGCAGCACAGUGUAUCCAGCUCAGUUGCGAGUUUAAUGAUCUUUGUGAGCAGUAAAUGGAGAUUACAAGAGCACCUGGAGAAAAGCAUUGAAGAAAUCCACAGAGCAGUCGAUCACAUAAAAGUAUCCCUGGGAGAAUUCUUGGCCUUUGCUCAAGUCAUAAAGGUAAAUGCCUCUUACCUCACUGAUAACAACCUUCAGACCAGAAUUAAAAAACAGCUAGAAAUUCUUAUGAACUCAUCCGAAAUCUUAACGGAAACAAGAGAAGCUCUAAACAACUGCAACUGGUCACUAGAGGCUUUGAUCCUCAGGAAACCUCAGAACAACCCAGAUGAUCUUGACCGCUUUGUUAUGGUAGCCCGCACGAUUCCCGAUGACAUCAAGAGGUUUGUAUCCAUCAUCAUCGCCAACGGAAAGCUUCUCUUCAGAAAGAAUGAGAAGGAACCAGAAACGAAGCAAUCAAAAGUGCACCCAGAAUACAAAAUGGCAAAACAAAUCAUAGUGCCAAGAAGAAUAGAAGUAGAUUCACUUCAAAGAAAUGCUCCUGAUAAACCCAACCAAAGUAAAGUCUCUUCUGAGAAACCACAAGAAAAUGCCACUGAGGACUGCGAUUAUGUUCAGUUACAGGCACAGAAAAUCAUUUCAGGUAAAGAAGUAGGAAAGAAGAGUACAGAUUCAAAACCAAAGGUUUUGCCAUCUGCAAAAAAUACUGUCACACAAAGCAAGCAGGACUCUGCAAAGAAAAUCACUCUCCCUGAACACUGUAAGCUGUGUUUCACUGCACUUCACAAGGCAAUUGGUGUAUUUACAAAUAGUCUGAGCCACAACCAGCCACCUGAAGUCUUCAUCUCCCACAGCAAAUUGAUCAUUAUGGUGGGACAAAAGCUAGUGGAUUCUCUCUGCCAGGAAACUCAAGAAAGAGAUGCUCGGAAUGACAUUCUCCAUAGCAGCAGUCGGUUUUGCAGCCUCUUGAAAAACCUGGCUCUUGCCACCAAAAAUGCUGCAAUACAAUAUCCAAACACAGAUGCCAUCAGGGAGCUUCAGGAUCAAACUGAGGAGCUCUCGAAGUACACACAGCAGUUUAGAGCAAUGAUGGAAUGAAAGACACUUUGCUGAUUUUACACACUCUCUACUGGUUUUGCUCCUGUGGCACAUGGCAGCCAAGGAUGACAAAAGCAGCUCAAUGACACCAGCUUUCAGUCACCUCUAAGAACUCCUUCCCGGCAGCUCCCUGGGUGCUGGUGUACUUUUAGCAAAUGAAGAAGAUGAUAUGUAGAAUUAAAUCUGUAUUUUCUUCUCUGUUGUUCAGAUCCUACCUGGAAAUGUCAUCAUCUUAAUGGCUGGACAGGAAUGUUUGCUGUGCAUUAGAACAAAAUUAUUUUAUUAUCUGACGGGUUUCUUAUUUUUUAAUUUCUAUAUAGGUCAGAGAAAUUAAUUUUCCUCUCUUUUUAAUUCGGGUAUGUAAAGUCUCCACAUUUUGCUGCACAGUGUUCUGUAACUUAUGAUACCCCAUCAUCAAUUGUUUCCUGAGGACAUUACUCAAAAUCUGUAAUUACAACUUUUUAAAAAAACAGCUGCAAAGCUAAUUUUUAUUUUUAAUAUAUGUAUGUGAUGAAUGUGUUACGAGACAAAGUCUGGCAGGUACUACACGUAGCCUAGAUGUUAAUGGCAAACAUUGCCAGAGGAAAACUGCCUUGGAGAAGUCCUGGCUCCUGGUAGAUCCAUGGGGAGCGCGGCUCAGUCCUCCUCUGCCACAACUUGAAGCUGUUCAGAGCAUUACUCCAACUGAAACAGGAUUUAUUUUAGUCACUAGAUAAUGCAGAGGCUUUGGACAGGCCCUUCCUACAAACUGGAAAGGUGAUGUUAUUCCUUGCUGGGCGCCCAGAGCCCCUGCCAUGGCCAGGCCGCCUGGGGCUUCUCAGAGCAGCCAUCCCUGCGUCCAUCUGUGUAACUCAUUAAAUUAUCUCUUUGUUUGCUGGAUCUGAAAUACAGCCACGAUGAAGGCCCUGGAACUAUCUGGGCAGAGUCUGUAUGCUUGCAUCACUUGUAUUUCUCCUAAUUAAUUUAUUUUAAUGUUUUUAUCUGAAAUUUCGAAGUCUGGCCUUUCUUGGCAAUGUUGUACCUGUGUCUCUGCUCUGAAAAUGGAUAAUUAGCGCUGUGAGAGGGCAGAGCUCAUUUGCCCUGGGCCAGGGCCUGUGCCCACGGCCUGUCUGUGGAAAAAGCAGCUCCCUCCUCUUCCUCCCUUUCAUUCACUUGGCAGUCACUGUGUUUUAUACCGUUAUUUAAACGUCGACAUUUGUAAAUAUUACUAUCUGCACAGUUCAAUGCAUUUCAUGUCAGCUU